GGAAGGAUGAGUGAUGAGCUCUGAACGAUUAGAGGAUCGAAGAUGUUGAAGGGGAAGAUCGAUCUGGUUGAAGAGGUAGUUUGAGUUCUUGUGGGAAUAUUGGGUGCAGAAGUUGAGAUAAUAGAGGUGGGACUGUUUGGAAAUUUUCUGUGCUCGGUUGAAGCACUCCGGACGCAUUGUGAAGCGGGACACGUUUAGAAAUAUUGUUGGGGACUUAUCCUUCCUGCUGAUUGUUGGGGGAACGCUCGUGCGACACUGUCGCGCGGACGUCAGUGAAAAUAGGAAACAUCGGGUACCGUUAGCUGGCGUUUCAGCGCGGGGUCCUCGUUUACCUAGAUCUCGAAAGUGAACAGACACGUGUCGAGAGUGCAAUUAGUUGGGAUUUUGAGGAUCGUGAGGCCUGUGCGGCUGUCAAUCGACCGAGGCUGUUCGGGUAUUACGAAAUCGACUGGCGUCCCGGCGAGCACCGCCUGCUAUCGACGAACCAACGACCUUGUGCCUACCGGGAUCGCAUCGAUUGCCGUGUAUUAAUGGUGCGAAUUGUUCAGUGAAGAGUUGAUAAAGGGGCGAGGAAGUCGAGGAGUUCGAGUUCGUCGUGCCUGUGUUAAGGAUAACGUCUGUGCUACUCCGUGGCGAGAUUCUCAACGAAUGAUAUCUACCGAAAUUCGUGCGGCAAUUGUUCUGGUGGUUUGGCUGACCGCAGUCCUGUGCCCGCGGCUUGUUGCCGCCAACAACCUGACAUUAUCUUUCUCCUCUCGUAGGACCAGGGAACAUCCUUUCAGGGGACAUAUCUCUCGCUGGACGCAGACCUUGGACGACACGACCAAGCGGAUGACUUAUCGAGAGAUGAACAUGAUUCUGCGACAGGAAGGAGGCGAGGACGGGCUUCCAGUCGAUUGCUGCCCUACGGUAUUGGAAAUGGUGGAACCGGUCGGCGGUCGAAAUCGGGACGACAUGUACGUCCAGCUCUAUCGGGAUGGCCAGAACGCUCAGAGGUUCUUCGAGUACUCCUGCAGGCCAGACGUCCUCGACAAGCCGUGCAGGUUCAUCGACCGGAAGUUCAGUAACCAGUCCAGAUGUGUGCAAAAGUUCUCGUACACUUACGCUAUCAUUGAGAAUUCUGGAUCGAAGAAGGGUAAUAAAAGAGAGCAUAAUAGGCACCAUAGGGAACGCCUGACCUUCACCGCUAACACGGAGGGUGGAUCGAUGUGGACGUUGGACUACAUCAGGGUACGAAGUGGCUGCAGCUGUGAGGUCAUGCCGAAACCGAAAAAGAAGAAGAAAUGCAAGAAAUGCAAACCGAGGGGGGACCAAGACUUCUUCGACCCGGAGACGUGAGAUCUGUGUUGGGGUUCGAGGAAAUCGGCGCGGUCCUGCCUCGAAACUCGUCACACCACCGAGAGUUCGUUACGUCGAGUGACAAGCACGAUCCCUCUGACUUCGACGAUCCCGAUAUUCGUAAAUGAAAACGCCUCAGAAUAGUCUGGUCAAACAUUAUACCUUUUUGAGACUGAGAAAUUCAAUUGUCAGAUUGUAUAAGGUGAUAAAUAAUUAUUGACAGGAUUCGUUUUCGUUCAUCUGGGAUCUUCAAAUCAAAUGGAUCAAACAUUGAAGCCUUUUUACAUGGAUAAUGCUUGUUUACUUCUAAAGUGCCUUCUUAAAUUACUUGUAACGUUUAUACUAAUAUAUCGUCGAUGCGAUAGAGAUUGUCUUCUAUUGCUGUAUUUAUUAUUAAUUUACUGUUAAGGAUUAGCGAUAGCGUUUUAGAGGGGAGGUUUUGCCAAACUGUAUUCAACCUGUUUAUUUUAUUAAGAUUAACUCUAAGUUGUUGAUGAUCACUGUAGCCGAAUCGAAUUCGAUCGAACGUUCCAGAUAAGCUAUUCCGUAUUUUUAAAUCAUAUAGUUCUAAUUUCAUAUAUUUAUGACAUUAAAAUGAAUCAAAAUUUUAUUCACAUUUAAGUAUUAACUUCGGUAACAAAGUUCAAAGGAAGUUUUUUGGGAAGUGGUAUUACAAAUGAUAUUUUUAAAAAUAAUAAUGACAUUGAAACAACCGAUUUUGAUUCGGUUAUAGUAGAACGGAGUCAGUAGAAUCUCCUUAAGUGAAUGCGGACAGACUGAAGAAUUCGAAACGUUCGAGCGAUAGAACUCCAAAUUUGUUGGGCACAUUUCUCAAUCAUUACUAGACUGCGGACGCUUAUGCAAAUAUAUAUUUUAUGGAUUAUUUUAUAAAAAUAAAAAGAAAAUCAAAGAAUGUUUACUUUCUACCGGAUUUCGCUAAACUAAAAGUGGAAUGCAAACGUUACUACUCUUAAUUCGACAUUUUCAAGUUUAAUUUACUUGUAAUUAAACGGUUUUUUAAGUUAAAGUUUCUUUUACAUCAUGUUGUUUUAUAGCUGUAUGUUCACCAAUGCAUAAUAUUCGCAGUUUAGGAAUCCUUUAGAUAUAUAUUGAAAAUAAAUGAAUAAAAUCCGCAGACGAAUCGUUAGGGUAUAUAAAUGUACUAAAAAUAAUAUACUCGGUAUUAUGUAACAAUAGACAGACGUCUCGACCAAGCUUGUAUUUAACACCUAAGCAAUACUUUCCGUUCUUACACGCGGCCAGUUUUUAUCAUACACUCAUAUCUGUACAUUACAGAGUUGUGCCUAUUUGUUAAUGUACUACGAUAGUAAUAAGAGUAACGUAGGUUUAGUAGCUUAUUAUUAGUUGUAACGUAACGUUUCACAGAUCUGCAUAGGAUUCGUUAUGGUAUCGAUAACGAGGGCCAAACAGACCGCUACUUAAAUUUAUUUAACUAAUUCAACUUCUAUUUAAUACUAAUUAUUAUUUUCGUUGUUUUUUUCCUGAAGCACUGACUAGAAGAAUUAAAGGAUGCAACGCAAAAUGUUGCAUUAUGUAGUAGCCAUGACAAAUAUCGAUAAAUCUGAGUAUUUGGUAAGGUAAUCCGUUGAAAAUUCGAAUAGCGAGUUGUGUAAUCUACUAUAAAAUACGAAUUCAUUGAAAGUGUUGAAUUUACUUUAUAAUUGAGUACAUAAGUACUUUUUUACAAGUUUAAUUUUUAAAUAUAGAUAUAUCAAAACUUACAUUAAUUAAACGCACAAGAUACAAACAAAGAGCUUCUACCAUUUUAACAAACUUUACAAUUUAUUUGUUGUGUUGUACAUAUCAAAAAGGUACAUAAAUGUUGACAUAAAUAUAUAUUUUUAUUCCGUAUGCGUUGUAUUAAUAUAACACGUAAAUUAUAAGUAAUAAUCAUUUCGUUUAUAAUUACAAAUAGUGUUCGAUAACAAUGUACUUACAUAAAUCACAGUUGUCCGAUGUACACAGCCAUAAUUACGAACAAAUAGUUAUUGUGUCAUUUCACCAUUUUAAAGUAUUUAUGAAUGUACUAUAGUAAAUUACAAAGCAUAUUUUAUUAUUAAGGAUCUUUAUAAUAAAUAUAUUUUUUAUUUUACCAUCGUAAUUGUCAUUAAUAUUGCAACAAGCGAUUUCAAUUU
Molecule: messenger RNA, 3494 nt
Organism: Nomia melanderi (Alkali bee)
Lineage: Eukaryota; Metazoa; Arthropoda; Insecta; Hymenoptera; Halictidae
Source: RefSeq, a predicted model, not a curated record